AUGGCUCUGGUAGAUUCAAAGUACCAGUUCCUGUGGAUCGAUUGCUUCCUUGGCCAGAUGAGACAGGAACCAGACACAGUCCGCCUGCUCAUUGAAGCUGCCGUCAUGCUGCACAACCUCAUCAGGAAGCACUAUCAGGCAUGGGACAUCCGCAUGUUGGACCAGGAGGAUGCCCAGCACAACCUCAUCCCUAGAGCUUGGAGAACUGCCGCCAUCACUGUUCGAGGAGGUUGGGGAUUCGGCCUUGCUCUCUGUGUCACACACCUAUCUCUCGAUGUUCUUCUAUGUACGGCUUCCAUUCUCCACCUCUGCGCCAUCGCAGUCAACCGUUACCUUGCCGUUACCUUCCCGUUGAUGUACUCCCGUGAGCGCGUCAACUCCCAGAAGCGAAUCUUGGGCACCAUCAUCCCCGUCUGGGUGGUAUCCAUAGCAAUCUGUGCACCUCUAUUCAUCCAGGGAUUCAUCAACCCUGAGAAGACAUUAAGCGAGGAUGGCCAGGCUUGCGGUUUCUUCGAUAAGACAUUCAUCAUCUAUUCCUCGAUGGGUUCCUUCUAUGUGCCUUUGGCGGUGAUGAUCGUUGUGGACGUUCGCGCUGUGCGCAAAUUACGCAGACGCAAAGGUUUAGCGGCACAACGUUCUGUGGGACAGACGCCGCCACCACAGCCGUCACCGACGCGCGAGUGUGUCUCACGAUCACGAUCUUCCACUCCACCACCACCGCCAUCACCGGACAAGACGUACCUUACGGUGCAGGGUAAUGGAGCGCCCCCUUCGCCGGGGAACGACUAUCGCAGACGUCCGCUUCGAAUCAGCUUCCAUAUGAAUCGUAAGUCAGGACAAAAACUUGGGUACGGAAGCACCGUGGUGGAAGCCGUUCCGGAUACGCGGCAGAAAAUGCUAUCGAACAAACGUGAAAAGAGGGCGGCCAAGACUCUUGUGGUAGUCUUCGCGUGUUUUAUAAUUCUCUGGCUGCCUUUCUUUGUCAUGCAUCUCGCCAAUGGUUUCUGCACAACUUGCCAGAUACCUGACGAACUCUUCAUCGCCUUUACGUGGCUGGGUUACGUGUCCUCGGCGUUUAACCCUUGUAUAUACACGUGCUUUAACAAAGAAUAUAGGAGAGCAUUCAUCAGAAUAAUAUGUUGUAGCAAGAAGCGUCGCCAUUCUUUCCGCAACAACGAAACGCCAACGUUCCGAUCAAGCCUAAGACAUUCAUGAAAUAUCGUUUAAAAAUUACGUUCAUUUAAGAUUGUUGUCCUAUUUAGCGUCAAAAAGUCUUUCAGCCUCUAGAAUUGUCCGGGAUGUCAAAUGUAAUUAAAAGUUUAAAAAUUGACCCUGAAACGCUUAAACGUUUGAAAAGCGUAUUUUAAGCCAGAAACUGUUAAGGCUUGGCCAUUUUGCCGGGGCCCUUCAUUUAACAAAAAUUGUCCAUUUUAUAUGUGUCAGUUUUAGUAUCCCCCAUAUGCAGUUUAUAAUCCAUGAAACAUUCUCCUUAAAAUAAAGUCAUUGUGUUUUACCAAUCUCUUUAGAAAUCUAUGCCGAGUUCUAAUAUGUAAGCUAUUUUCGAUCGUCCAUGUCAUCUUUCGCCUCAGGGUGCUGUUAACGCCCAUUCAUGUUGCUAUGUUAGGUUCAUAUAUUAGGCUAAGAAUAUGCUACAGAUGGCGAUACCAAUGAAAUUCACGGUCACAAAUUUUGUAGCUGAAAUGAAAUGUAAACAUGGUAUAUCUCAGUUAAACUGCAACUUAAACAGUAAAAAGCCGAAACAUGGCUUUGAUUGUAUUGUGAUUGUACUCAGGUUGCCUGAAAUCAAUGAUUAAUUUUGAGUUGUAACCAUGUAAACGAAUUCCUCACCUAUACCAAAGACUUAAGACUGGCAUUUACGUUUUCAAACUUUUUCAAUUUAAACAAUUUUAGUUUUUAAAAAAAUAUAAUGUUUUGGGACGUUUUUUACCAAUAUCAUGUGGAUAUGAGAUUUUACGAAGUAAUUAGAAAAUACUCCAUAAUUUGAGAAAUUGCAAAUUUAGACUCAAAAUGUUACCAUUGUCUGGAUAAGAUUUGUCUUGGCCCACCCUACAAUAUUGACUAAACAUCAAAUAUUCCCUAGCGAAAACGGAAGUAAAUACUCCGAACAGACGAACUGAUGGCAGCGACCGGACUUGCCGAGUGAUGAAAAUGUUACACCUUACAGCCUAACGGUAUAUGACUUAAGAUGCGGUUUUGCUCAGACGUACAAACAUUCAAUUGGGAGACUGAUUUAAGAGACUGGCAUUCUGUUGUUAUCGCGCGACUUAGAUUAUAAUGAACAUUUCAUUCGUAAAUUUAAUUACAGGAUGAAAUGACCGUACAAUACAAUCUGACUCUGAUAUUUCAUGUUGUCAAUGCAGUAUUAUCAAAUUACCGAAAUAUAAAUGUAUUACAAAUUUGAAAUACAGGAUUAAAGCUUGGCAAGAGAUUCUAUUUUUAAACGGCUUCAGGACAUUAAUAUAGACAUCGUGAUCAUGGCGCUCGAGCGCCUCUACUAUGUUGACCGAACGGACUGAUCACAUGGAUGGACUUUAAGCUUUCAUGUU
This is a messenger RNA of Strongylocentrotus purpuratus (purple sea urchin), 2567 nucleotides long. RefSeq names its product D(2) dopamine receptor B-like. The transcript is spliced from 3 exons. The coding region runs from base 1 to 1215 and encodes 404 amino acids. Gene Ontology annotation, cellular component: membrane. NCBI's taxonomy places the organism in Eukaryota, Metazoa, Echinodermata, Echinoidea, Camarodonta, Strongylocentrotidae. Gene Ontology annotation, molecular function: G protein-coupled receptor activity; dopamine neurotransmitter receptor activity, coupled via Gi/Go. Gene Ontology annotation, biological process: adenylate cyclase-activating adrenergic receptor signaling pathway. The record is from RefSeq and is a predicted model, not a curated record.